AUGGCUUCCAAAUCGAUUGUCCAUCAUGUGGAGAAAUCUGAUGGCAAAUCACCACUGGACAUCGAUUCUGAUGAGUUGGUCCAGGCGGCCAAGGCUGCCACCGACAAAGAACACCACAUGUCACUUUGGGAAGGUCUAAAACUGUACCCCAAGGCAGUCGGGUGGUCCGUCCUGAUCUCGACGGCGAUUGUGAUGGAAGGCUACGAUGUCGUCCUCCUGGGGUCCUUCUACGGGUUUCCCGCCUUCAACAAAAAAUAUGGACAUACACUCUCAGAUGGCUCCCAAGGGCUUUCGGCACAAUGGCAGGCAGGGUUAUCCAAUGCUAUGAACUGUGGCCAAAUUCUGGGCUUGUUUGCCAACGGUAUCAUCUCCGAACGAUUCGGGUACCGCAAAACUAUGAUGGGAUCUCUCAUUGCCACUACCGCCUUUAUCUUUAUCCUCUUUUUUGCUCCUAACGUCCAGACGUUACUAGUUGGGGAGAUUCUGAUGGGUAUUCCUCUUGGGGUCUAUCAGACCCUAUCCGUCACCUAUGCCUCCGAAGUCUGCCCUGUUGCUCUUCGUGCCUACCUCACGACUUACGUCAAUCUCUGCUGGGUGGUGGGCCAACUGAUUGCCUCGGGGGUCUUAAAGGGCCUAGCAUCCCAAGAAGGCCAAUGGGCUUAUCGCAUCCCAUUCGCCAUUCAAUGGAUUUGGCCUGUUCCGAUAUUCAUCGGGGUUGUGUUAGCUCCAGAGAGCCCAUGGUGGCUAGUCCGGAAGGGGCGACCUGAGGAUGCAGUCAAGGCUCUUAAGAGGUUGACGUCCAAAGGAAAUCCUGAUUUCAAUGCAGAGGAGACCGUCGCGAUGAUGAUCCACACCGACGAGAUUGAGAAGCAGAUCAAUGAAGGUACAAGCUACUUGGAUUGCUUCCGUGGUAUCAACCUCCGCCGGACCGAGAUAUCCUGUCUGAUCUGGGCAGCACAGAAUCUCUGCGGGGCCGGUUUGAUGGCGUACUCGACUGUUUUUUACCAGCGCGCUGGGUUGGCCGUCUCUCAGUCGUUCAACAUGUCCUUAGCGCAGUACGGAAUCGGCUUCAUUGGUACCAUAUUCUCUUGGGUUCUGAUGUCCUAUUUUGGCCGACGAACCCUAUAUGUUUACAGCCUGGCCACUCUUUGUGUCAUUCUCUUGAUAAUUGGUUUUAUCGCCAUUGCUCCCGCAACACCGGCUACUUCCUGGGCGACCGGCUCCAUGCUCUUGGUCUACACGUUCAUCUAUGAUUCCUCGGCAGGGCCAGUUUGCUAUUCGCUAGUAUCCGAGAUUCCUACUAUCCGACUUCGCAUCAAGACCGUCGUUCUCGCCCGCAAUUUAUACAACUGCUUUAGCAUAUUCAACGGGGUGGUGAUCCCGUAUAUGCUGAAUGUGGAUGCAUGGAACUGGAGAGGCAAGGCUGGGUUUUUCUGGGGUGGAUUGUGUCUGCUUUGUUUCGUGUGGGCAUUCUUCCGCCUACCGGAACCUCGAGGUCGUACGUAUGCUGAGAUGGAUGCUUUGUUCGAACAACAUGUGCCCGCGCGGAAGUUUGCAUCUACGAAAGUCGACCUUUUCCACGAUGAAGCUGCUGAAGCCGGGACCACGGAAGGGAAAUGA
Penicillium concentricum is the source of this 1620-nucleotide messenger RNA. RefSeq lists its product as uncharacterized. Gene Ontology annotation, biological process: carbohydrate transport; transmembrane transport. NCBI's taxonomy places the organism in Eukaryota, Fungi, Ascomycota, Eurotiomycetes, Eurotiales, Aspergillaceae. Bases 1 to 1620 code for a protein of 539 amino acids. Gene Ontology annotation, cellular component: membrane. The record is from RefSeq and is a predicted model, not a curated record. The transcript has a single exon. Gene Ontology annotation, molecular function: carbohydrate:proton symporter activity.